AUUAUAGCAUUUUUCAUUUGUCACGCCAAUCUGAAUGGAAAGACCCGAGAAGGGAAGUAUUCUGAAAGGUGUUGUUUCAAGAACUCAGUGGAAUACGCUUUUGCAAAAAGCUCCUCCUGAGUUGUCUUUAAGAGCCAAAAGUCAAGAAGAUGACUUGGAAAGGGAGGACGUAAGCCAGGGUUGGAUUUCCCUUCAAUACGUUUUAGAGGCAGCCUCUCUUUCGGGAGGAGCAAGGGCCCUCUCGUCUCGUUUGAAUUCUCUCUCUAUCGAACUAGAGACUUCUGUCGUAAACCCAGCUCUAAGCGUAAGGCUGGGUGAGGACCUGAAACCAUUUAUUUUAAAGCUUCUGAACCAAGAACAAGUCUUGAAGGUGGCUAGAGCGGAUAUGAUUCGACUGAGAGAAGCCGUUGAAGUACUUCAGAACAUUGUGAAGGUUGAUUUUCAAAACAAGCUUUCGGAAACGGGCUAUCAUACCCGGGUUCGGAAUCUAUUAAAUUCAGUUCUUUUCCUUCUUAGAGUUCCUGAAGAGGUUCGAGUUCUGUGUAGUUCCAAAACUGAGAACUACUCAAAUUUUAAAAAAAGUUCGGAGCUGAUUGAAGCAGCAACAAAGAUUCUUUCUCAAACUGAGUUUAUUUCUUGCGAUGGACUGGAUCAGAUUCGCGAAGAAAUUGUAAAGCUCACAGAAGAAGUAGCCCACCAGAUUAUCGAUUUUCUUUGUGUAGAACUAUUUCUAGAAGUAACAGACCUAUCUUUUCUUCUAUUGGAGGUCAACUUGAACGAGGAAUUGUUAUUGAAGGAGAAACUGACGAAUCUAAUGAGUUCGGUUUGCAAACUUCAGUACUCUACGCAAAGUGGUAACCACUGUAGCAAUAAUUUUAGAAAGCAUUUGGUUGCUUUGAUGGAGCGCUGUAUUGCAGAGGCACGAGAACUUUAUCUGAGACGAAGUCCAGUAGCAAGAGUAAAGGAGGAGCCACGGGGUUAUGACCUUUUGGGCAGAAGUGGCUUUUUGUUUAACUUUCCUAUACUAUGGAGAAGCUUGACAGAAGAAGACUCAAGACGAAUUGACCUGUUUGUCCAAGUUCUUACGUCGGCCUUGCUUGAGGUUCUUCGUAGAUUUCGGUUGGUAAAGAAUAUAAUUGUCGAAUUUGAUGAUGAGGAUAAUUAUCCGAGAUUGGACACUUUGUGGUCAUCAAUGCAACAAAUAGUUGUAGUAGAAUUGGGAUAUUUGCUUGAAACAGAGUAUCCAAAUGUUGAUCACUUUGAUUCUGCAGAUGUUUCACAACCCCAUUUGAAUAGUUUUCCUUUGCGUUCUAAAGGUUUACGUGAAAGUUUUGAGGAGAAAAUUGCCAAAUCUUACACGAAGUCGAGCACUGCGCGUGCUCAUGGUGACAGGGUACUUUUGGAUAACAGCCAUGUGGACUCUAAUGUAGAACAACAUGUUACAAGGAGUCGAACGACUGAGGGACAACUCACUUCUUUAGCGAGUCAGACUUGCUAUUGGUUGGGUCUUCACCCAAGUGUUUUGUGGACUCCUGUCAUAUACGACACCAUCGUUGCAUUUUAUUAUAAAGGAGACGCACUUGCAUUGGAACCAAAACAACCCUUGAGUCAACAUGUCUCUUCUUGGCAUAAAACAGCAACUAAUGGCAACAACAAUGAUAACAUUUUAUUCGUUUUCCUAGAAGGGUUUCUCAAGAACCAUUUUUGCAAGGUGGCUUCGGAAAGGAUUGACGUUGAAGCUCGACGUCUCUGUAGUGAAUCAGACUCAUUUGCCACAGUUGAACCAAGUCCUGAAGUAGUUGAAGAUGGUUUCUUUGACCUAGCAGGCUCUCCAGUUGUUUUGAUGAAGAUUCUUUGUCGCCGCAAGUUUUUAGAUAGCCAUAGAAUCGGGAACCAUCGUGUCUUUAAAUGUUGUUGGGAAGCUUAUAAUAUUAUUGAAGAGGCGCAUUCCCUGGAGGCCUUGAUGAAAGAAAAUUUCCAAUCGACCGGGAUAUUUAAUCUUUUAAUGGCUCCUUUGUGCUCACGUUUUGGAGAUACUUUCAUUCGAAUUAUCAAAGCCCUCCUUACGCCCUUAUGGAACGAAGGUGUCGUUGAGUGGCUCAUGCAGCAUUACCAAGAGAAGUCAGACAUUACAGUGUUAAGGAGUCUUUUACCUGCUUUAACAAGUGAACUGAGUGUAGAUACAUUAAAGAUGCUGAUUGUCAUAUAUAAUAGCACUUGCUUCCUUUUGGAACCUUUGCAUUUAAAAGAGAGGAGUUUGCAAAACUUGACAGGAGUAUUGAAUGACGCUACCCCGUGGACGGAGUUGGACAAUAUUACCAAUAUUUGUAUAAAAGUUUUCGAACUGGAGUGUAUUAAUCUUAUCGAGAGGUCCCAAAGUUGUUGCAAGGAUGGGUCACAAAGGAUUUCAUGUUGUAAUACAAAAUAUUUAAAGGAACGAUAUGCUUACUUCUUUGAAGUUGCAAAGCAAUGCAGAAAUCUUUCCUUGUUAGGUAAUAUUUCUGGUCUUAUUCAUGAUUAUUCAGCCACUCUUCUCGUGAAAAACUGUAAAUAUGUUGAGAACCAAGAUGAAGAGAACCACGGUAACUAAUACGUAGAGAAUACUCUUGUACAUAGUAUAAUUUAUGAAUCUGCUGGGAAUAAAUUUUAUUUGCAUCUU
Molecule: messenger RNA, 2659 nt
Organism: Galdieria sulphuraria
Lineage: Eukaryota; Rhodophyta; Bangiophyceae; Galdieriales; Galdieriaceae
Exons: 8
Coding region: 35-2590 (851 amino acids)
Source: RefSeq, a predicted model, not a curated record